GGAAGCCUUAAAUAUCUGUACAAGUUCCCAACAAUAUUAGUCCUUUAUAGUGCUAAAUAAUCUAUUCUACAUGUUUAAGUACAUUACCUAUGCAGUAUGCAACAUUAUUUAUAUAGGCGAAAAUACAUUUCAGAUCCAAUAAGUCUGACUCGGAGAGAGUUAAGAAGGUGGUUUCUUGUCCAUUCUGUUACAUGUCACUGUUGCCCUGAAGCCUGACCAGCACACCGCAGGCUGUCCAUCAAAGCAGUGUCCUAGCUCUCGGUAUGUUUAGAUAACUAAACAACGUGUCUUUUUUUCUUUAAGGUUUCGGCGUAUAAUCUAGUUCUCGGACGCCAUGCACAGGGUAUCUCAAGCUAAAGUAGCUGAAUAUACCGGAGCCAUUUUCUGCACAGCAGCAGCACACUUCAUGCUAACGAGGAAGUGGCGCACACACUGAGUCUCGUACAGACAAGAGCUCUUCACAGCAGAAAGCUCGUCCCGUGUAUGGCAGACUAGCAGUGUACACACACUCCACACCAUGGAUGCCAUCGGCGUCUUAAACACCAAUCCGCUGGACGAAUACGAGCUGAUCCACCGCAUCGGGAGCGGCACCUACGGGGAUGUUUUCAAGGCACGUAACAUUAGCACAUCGGUCAUCUCAGCCAUCAAAGUAGUCAAACUGGACGCUGGAGAUGACAUUUCAAGCAUUCAGCAGGAGAUCACCAUGAUGAAGGACUGCAUGCACAAAAACAUUGUGGCCUAUUUUGGCAGCUACCUCAGAAACAACAAAUUGUGGAUCUGCAUGGAGUUCUGUGGAGGAGGAUCACUGCAAGACAUCUACCAUGUGACUGGACCUCUGAAAGAGAGACAGAUAGCAUAUGUAUGCAGAGAAACACUACAGGGACUACAUUAUUUACAUAUGAUGGGAAAAAUGCACAGAGAUAUAAAAGGAGCCAACAUUCUUCUGACCGAGAGAGGAGAUGUCAAACUAGCGGAUUUUGGGGUAGCAGCAGAGAUAAAUGCAACAGUUGUGAAGAGAAAGUCUUUUAUUGGUACCCCGUACUGGAUGGCUCCAGAAGUGGCAGCUGUGGAGAGGAAAGGUGGCUAUAACCAAUUGUGUGACAUCUGGGCAGUAGGCAUAACAGCCAUAGAACUAGCAGAACUUCAGCCACCAAUGUUUGAUAUACAUCCAAUGAGAGCUUUAAUGCUGAUGUCCAAAAGCAGCUUUCAACCACCCAAACUGAAGGACAAGGCCAAAUGGACCAGAGAAUUCCACUAUUUUGUCAAGAUGGCACUUACUAAAAGUCCUCGGAAAAGGCCAACAGCUGAGAAACUGCUGCAGCAUGAUUUUGUUACCCAACUGCUGACACGUAAUUUGGUCAUAGAGUUGCUGGACACUGCCAACAACCCUGAUCUUCAGCACUCUCAGACUAUGGAUGACAGUGAUCUUGAGACAUGCAGUAUUUUUCCUGAUAAGAUAACAUCUUUAGCAAAACACCUGCCUGUCAGAAAAGAGCAGUUUGGCCAUGAAAAGUUUGGACCAUCCACGCAGAAAGACACAGACCCUUGGCCUGAUUCACUGGGAUCCUAUGAUGAUUGGAGCUCUAUUGGGAAUGAGGAAGCAUCUCAAGGUUUACUGGAGUGUGUUGAGGAAGCUUUGCAGGAGAGGAGCUUAACUAUGAAGAGAGCACCCUCUGCUGAGGACUCGCCAACAGAAGAGGACAAAUAUGGCACAGUGAAAAGGGUGGUCCCGAAGUCACAGGCAGCUAAAAUUCAUUCUCCUUCAAAUCAUGAUAAAACCGACUCCACCCCCUCUCCAAGUUCUUCUCCUCUCAUUGGCUCAACACCCCACUCAGUUGCUAACACCUCCCUUGUUAAUGAGUCAGCGCUGCUGGUCGGCUCAACAGCCUCUGACCUUUCCCUCCUCACAGACAUCUCCCUCAUCAGUGACUCCUCACUCUUAAACGAUUCCACCAGUCUGGGCUCUCUGUGCAUGACUCCAACAAAUGAUUUACUAAGCGGAAGCUCCGUUGCUUUUAAUUUAGGAGGGAACAGAGGUCACUCUCCUCCACGGCAGCCACUCUCACCUGAAUGGAGCACACUUAGAAGAAAAACAGAAGACUCUAAAGAUGGUGUUCAUGGACUACCACCUACACCUCAAGUGCAUAUGGGGGCCUGUUUCUCCAAAGUAUUUAAUGGCUGUCCUUUGAAGAUUCACUGUGCUGGCACUUGGGUUUUUCCAAAGACCAGAGAUCAACAUCUAAUCCUAGGUGCAGAGGAGGGCAUUUACACUCUCAACCUCAAUGAACUCCAUGAGGACACUAUGGAAAAGUUGCUCCCACAGAGAUGUAGCUGGCUGUAUAUCAUGAACAAUGUACUAAUGUCAAUCUCAGGAAAGUCCUCACAGCUGACCUCCCACAGUCUGCCUGCACUCUUUGAGCACCGGGAAAACAUGCAACGGCGCCAAGGUCACCUGUCAAUCAACGCCCACCGCUUAAGUACAAGAAUCAGCUCAAGGAAGUAUGCCAUAUCUGUGAAGAUCCCAGACACUAAGGGCUGUAGAAAGUGUAGUGUAGUACGGAACCCCUAUACGGACAGCGUUUUCUUGUGCGCAGCAGUGCCAAGCGGGCUGGUUCUUCUCCUGUGGUAUGAACCCAUGCAGAAGUUCAUGCAGCUCAAACACAUACCUCUUAAUCUGCCUGAGUCUUUGCCAGUCUUUGAGCUUCUGGUGCAGGAGAGUGAAGAACUUCCACAUUUGUGUGUGGGGGUGCACUACAGAAAUCACAACUCCCGAGAGGCCAAGGAUCAUCUACAAUUCAAUAUCAUCCCUCUUGAUGAUGCACCUAGAGAGCACCCAGAUGGUGAGAAUCUCAAACUGAAACAAGUCAUUCAACUGGAUAGAGACACAAUCCUCAUAGCUCUUAAAGACACUGUGAAAGCUGUUAAUCUGGAGGGCUGCUCCACAAAAGGCUUGGUCUCAGAACUCACCUUUGACUUCUCCAUUGAGACUCUUGUGUGUUUGCAGGAUAGUGUUCUUGCCUUUUGGAAACACGGACUGAAAGGAAUGAGCUUACAAAGUGGCGAGGUAGUACAGGAGAUCAAAGAUGAGAGUCGUGUCUUCCAUGUGCUGGGGACAAAUAAGGAUAUCAUCUUACAAAGCACUCCCACGGAUGAUCCGUCUGCUAUGAGCAACCUGUAUAUCCUUACAGGUCAUGAGAGCAGCUACUAAUGCAACUUGAAAGUUGAUCUACAGUCAUGAAGGCACUUCCCUCUUCUACAACAGAUAAAGAAGGAGCCCUCAGAUCCCAGAGAUGGGAGGCAGAGAGCGCCGGAAUCAUUCCUGCCAAUGUGAGAAGUCCAGCAGAUUCACAUAGAAGCAAGAAGAAAAAGAAAGAAGGGAACGGUUGAGCUGUCAGAGGCUCUGAUUCAGCAGCAAAUCAACAGAGAGAUUGAAAGAUGGACUUUAGUUACUACAGUUGAAGACAACAAAGGACAGAAUUAAAGUUUGGACUGUACUGUAGGAACCUGGUUUGUUAAUGUAAUGUAGCAGUGACUGUGACGACCAUCUUGACUGACGGUUAAACAGUUAUGGAAGCAAACAGCAAAGCUUGUCCUGUUCUCUGUUUUACUGACGGAGCAAAUCUUGACUGUCUUGAUGUCUUUGGUGGUGUAGUACUUUUCUACAAUGGUGUAUGUUUUGGUGUGUGUUAUGUGAGCCCAAGUUGACUCAUCUGGUCAGAGAAAUAUAAUUAUAGAUUUCUCAUUCAGACAAAUAAGAAUGUCCACUGCACUGUGAAACCUCAUGUAGAAAUGAACAGAGUAUUAAAAGAUAUAACACUCUUUUGUAUUAUAUCAGUGCCUAUGUAACUAAUGCCUACUUAUUAGUAUAGAAAUUUUAUAAUCCUCUACUAGAAACACCUGCCUAGAAAUACAUCAAUAUAAGAUCUUUUUUAAAUGUUUCACAACUGACCCCUAAAAUACUCAACUUCAUGAUUACAUACAAGAACCAAAACAUAAUUUAAUGUAUGUGGUGAUCAUCAUAACAACUAUUACAUCAAUAUUCUUACCACAUUUCACAUGAAUUCACUCUGGUGGAUCAUCAUAGCUCCCUGCAUACAUCCCUAAAAACCACCAUGGUCAGAUGUUUACCCCAUUGAGUACUGACCUGGAUGUUGCUUCCAGAUUAUGGGACCAGGAACACUCAACCUACCUCCAUUUGGUGAGACCCCAGGCUUUCCUCAUGCACAGCAGACUACCUAGGCACCAUUCCCACUCUGAGUAUCACCCGUCGCACCUUGGGAGAGAAAACAAAAGCAGGUUAGUAGGAGUGGAAAAUGACUUGGUUUGGCCAACACACAGCAGACAUGGCUGCGGCUACAAUUUCUAUUUCAACUAUGAUUUCAAUACUUUGUGGUGACCCCACAUAACCCCACUAUAUUUCUUUCAUACAUAUAUUCAGAAUACCACUGAUGCUACCAUAAUGAGUUUCCUCUUCCAGUUCAAUUGACCCUAUGUAUCUAAUCCUCCAGCUAAUGUCUGCCCAGUGAUGUUCUGAACUGUUUAAUGCUUUUAGAUAGGAAAUGAAAGCUGGAAUUCUUAUCUAUUAAAUCUUUUUUACUUUUUUUUUUUUAUUUUUUUUUUUUUAUUUCAAAUCAAAAUGUCUUCAGUGUAUAACAAAAAGAAAAGAAUUGACCUUGUUCCAAUACUUUCAGAGGGAAUUGUAUUCCAUUUUAUGAAUCCCUACAGAUUAUCUUAGGGAUAAAGCUCAAAUGGUUAAGGCUUUGGGGUUCAAGCCCCAGCACCACCAAGCUGCCACCAUUGUCCCCCAAGCCACCCUGCUCCAGGGACACUGUAUUAUGGCUGACCAUGUGCUCUGACCCCAACCCCCAAGGAUGGGGUUGCAAAGAAAGAAUUUCACUGUGCAGUAAUAUAUAUGUGACAAAAUAAAAACAACUUAACUUA
This is a messenger RNA of Hemibagrus wyckioides, 4941 nucleotides long. It is a transcript of the gene map4k6, whose product is annotated as mitogen-activated protein kinase kinase kinase kinase 6. NCBI's taxonomy places the organism in Eukaryota, Metazoa, Chordata, Actinopteri, Siluriformes, Bagridae. Gene Ontology annotation, biological process: protein phosphorylation. The record is from RefSeq and is a predicted model, not a curated record. The transcript has 32 exons. Gene Ontology annotation, molecular function: MAP kinase kinase kinase kinase activity; ATP binding. The coding region runs from base 518 to 3208 and encodes 896 amino acids.